Molecule: messenger RNA, 308 nt
Organism: Symbiodinium pilosum
Lineage: Eukaryota; Dinophyceae; Suessiales; Symbiodiniaceae
Source: the annotation of a GenBank genome assembly
GAAAUCCCCGCAGAAAACGGCAUCGCGGUCGCCCGCGAAGCAGCAUGUCGCCGCAAAGGAGAAUUCUGGGAAGCAUGCAGCGAAGGAACUUGCCACCAAGGCAGAGGCUGCUGAAGAGGAAGACGAGUACGAGUACGAGUCGACAACCAGCAGUUCAGAGGAAGCCAGGCGGUCCAAGCACAAGAGAGACGAUCGCCGCCGCGAGGAUCCCUGGCCGUAUGGACAGCUUGGUGCCGCCGCCCAGGCUGCGGUCCAGGCGCAAGCGGCAGUGGCGUUGUCCGGCUUUGGGACUGCUCCUCCAGGCUAUG